AUGAGAAUCCAUACCUCAACUGUUGGAACUAGUGGAGAAUCGAGAGAGAACGAGAGCUGGAAAGUUCGUAUGAAAACCGGCCUGAAACUUGCAAUUUUCGGUGGCUUGCGACAGUUCCUGGGGUGGAGAUCAAUUGGGGUGGAAGAGGAGAGUGGCCCGAUUCGUUUGCGACCGGUGCUGUCGAUCGAGGUGGCCGGAGAUGGUGGUGGCGUGGAGAAAUCCGAUCAACUGUAG
Prunus armeniaca (apricot) is the source of this 234-nucleotide messenger RNA. The record is from the annotation of a GenBank genome assembly. NCBI's taxonomy places the organism in Eukaryota, Viridiplantae, Streptophyta, Magnoliopsida, Rosales, Rosaceae.